AUGGUGCGCUCAUGUUCGCAAGUUCGGUUCCGCACCGCACUCGAGCGACUUUCGAUUUCGCUGAAUUUAACCGACUUUGUCAACCUGGUGCAGGGUAUGGUCUCGAACAAUGCAGCCCAAGCGCAGGAGCAGCUUAACGGCGAGGACCUACCGGAUGUGCCGCCGGUAGUAAACGACAAGGCAGCUGACGGAUCCCUGCUGGACGACUAUGUAAACUGUCCACCGGAUGAUGCAAACGACGGUGCUCAAGGGGAGCCAACAUUACCCGACAGCGAUAAAGGACCAACAAAUGUUAUCAGGACGAAGUUCGACGAUUAUCCACCAUUGAUUAAGGUGCGCGAUGACCGCGUGUUGAAAGCGGGAAUAGGAAUGCGGCCUGGUCCAUUCGACGAACCGAAGAUAAUCUACGAUCAGCAAGAUAUUGAGCUGCUGGAUGUUACGGACAGCGUAACAUUGGACGAUGUGCGACGGGUUUUCGUUAAUGUGGCUGAUGACAACAUUGAGGGUUCCGGUGGGGAUGAACCGCAAAAAGAGCCGGAAGUUGUAACGGAGACGCGCGAAGAGAUCCUCAUUCACGUCUCGCAGCAGAAACCACUAAGAAUUGUGGAUUCGAAGCAAGCCUUAGAAGAGAGUGAUGUGGAGGAACAGGGACCUUUGAAGCAUCUGGACGCAAAAACAUUGUACGACCUGUUGGAAGGUGAAACGAGAGAGCAAGGAGUGCGGAAGUAUUUCGAGAACCAUCCGGAUGAAAUUAUUCUGUCGUCACCGGAAUACCCCAACCCGUACCCGCUGGAAUGGAAUGAAAUGAAGAAUUUUUCCGUCGAUGGAGGGCGCGGUGUGCAGAUCACCAUCCACGAUUUGGAUCUGAAUCCUACCACCGACUUCCUGUACAUCCGUGCUGGAAACAUUGAAGAUGUCGAAGAGAAGGGACCGGUGCUGACGGGGACCUACACGGAACCGAUACGGUUUCUGAUCCCUCAAACGACGUACUUCACCAUCCACUUUGUCGCCCAACAAGAUCCGGAUGGUGAACAGAAGCAUCGAGGGUUUCAGCUGUCCUACGCCCCGUUCGGUGAGAUGGUAUCGCCGACGACACCGACCACGACAGAGAUCAUAGUGCCGCAGGAAGAGCUCCAGUGGACGACCAAGGAGAUCGUCAUGACCCCGACGAUGAUGGAACUGCAGAGCACCUGGUCAGAGAUCAAGGAAGCGUUGUCGAACGCGAGCAACAUGUACAUCGAGAGCCGCAACCUGAGCUACAUGCCAAGUCGGCCGUUUGAUGUUAAGCUGCUCGCCCGCAAGUGUCCGGACACAUGGCGUAACCAUGAGAACUGCGUCAGCCUGGAAUUUGCCGUACCGCUGCGUCCGAUUUUAUACGAACCAUCGUACGACGACGACGGGCUGGACAUGGGUUUUGGCAACAAGUUCCUGCAGAAGGGUUUCAUCUCGAUCGUGACGACGGAAGCCACCGAGCCGCAGUACGAGCUGGAUGUAGCGCAUCUGGACGAAAUGUGGAACGAGUUUGGCCAGAUGGCGGUACAACGGGCCGGGUACGAUGGCUACAUUAUGCCCGAAAGUGGCCGCAUUCUGCUCACCUGGAUCGGCAUCAGUCUGGCGAUCGUGGGCACGUUCCUAUUUGUGCUGUACAUGAUUUGGAAGAUUGACAUCUUUAAGGACUACCGACGGAUUUCCCGGACGAGUCACGCCGUGGCGCCGGACGACGACAAGAACGAGCUGAAAAAGAAGGAGUUCGACAUAUCGAUGUUCCCUUCACCCCAUCAGGUAGUGCCAACGUUCUUCCCGACCGGUGAACCUUACGGUCCAGAUGCCGAAGCACAAUACGCGUACGACAACACGACGAUGAGCCAAUGGCCGGAGGACUUCAGCGAACCCAAGUAUCCCGAAACCUCGUUCGGCGGUGGUCCGCCUCAGCGCACCAGCCAGCAGCGGACAACCGGUCUAGCCCGGCCGUACGAACCCGUCUCGCCGAUGGACCUAUCAACCGCUCCGAUGGAUUUUAAUGAUUCCCCCCGAAUGCCGCGUUCGUCGGCUGGCAACAGGGGUAAUCCAUUUUUAUCGCCACCCGGAGGAGGACCACGGACGUCCACUGGCAACCCGCCGCCCGGCCUUCGGUAAUAAACUGGCCGGACGAGUUAAUUAAAAAUAUGCGAAACAACCCCGAACGGUCUUGGCACAUUAAGCGCGACGGGGACGGGUGAGGGCGUGUGUGAUAAGAGUGGACGGUGUGGUCUUGGCGAAAAAUAUAUAACAAAAUUACGA
This is a messenger RNA of Anopheles coustani, 2280 nucleotides long. RefSeq lists its product as uncharacterized. The transcript is spliced from 8 exons. The record is from RefSeq and is a predicted model, not a curated record. Bases 1 to 2136 code for a protein of 711 amino acids. NCBI's taxonomy places the organism in Eukaryota, Metazoa, Arthropoda, Insecta, Diptera, Culicidae.